AUAUACGACUUUUACUUCUUCUUCUUCCUAAGCCCCUUCGCAAACCUCAUCAACGGUCGACAAAUCCUAACCGUCCAUUCUGCCGGAUCCAAUACAGAUCCCAACUUCAACGGAUUCUCUCUCUCUCUCUCUCUGUGAAAUCCCAAAACCAUGAACUGGCAAAUCCUUCACAUCCCAGAAAAGGCAGAGCACUCAAAACAGCAAUCGACAGUUGAUAUCUUUGCUUCGCAAAUUGAGCCUAAGCUUGCCAACACUCUGGUGAGGAAGUUGAAUCAAGUAUCUCCACUUGAAAAUCUUCGGCAUGUUAAGCGGGUACGGAAGGUGGCUGCCGAAGGGAAAGCUCAGUUAUCAGUGGUUUUAUGUCUUUCCCUUGGACAAGAUAAUCAGUUGGACAACAUACCGAAUGAUGUACUUGAGCUGAUAAAAGAAUACAAAUUACAUCCCUUUGUCACAAAAGUCGCAAAGUAUGCAGCUUCAUCAAAGGAGGAAUGGGAAGAACAGUGCAAGCUUUGGCCAACUUCUUAUCACCCACCGACAUACAAUAUUGAUGGCAUUACUGGAUUUAGCGAAGAGGACUCACAAUCAAUCUUCAAUUUUAUGAAGGUUGCAAUCAAAUUAACCAAGUCUGGUCAUCUUGGUGGUCAGGUAGUCAAUGCAGCAGUAAUAGUGGAUCCUUCAAUUAGGCAGGUGAUUGCAAGUGCGAGUGACCAAACAUGUUUAUGGCCCGGUCCCCCAAACAAAAGCAGCUUAGAAAAUUUUAACUGCAUCAGAUGUGCUGAAAUCAUUCCCUCCCAUCACUCUGAUGCAACAGAAGCAACCAGCAAUGGUCCUCCUCACUUAAAUUGCAUGAAUGACGAUCAAACAGGUGCAUAUUCUAGUGUUUCUUGUCUACAUCCUUGGGGAUGGGCCGGACAAUUGCCAUAUACUAAGAAUACCCUCGUAAAAUGCGGGAAUUCUUUCUCAUGGCAUCCUUUACGACAUGCUGCUUUAGUUGCGAUUGAGUAUGCUGCUGCUAGGGACAUGCAGCUAUUCCCCAGUUUGGAACCUUCAGAAAGUCAGUCCAGUCAGAUGGAUGACCAUUUGGAAUCUUCUUCUAUGAGCUUACCGGCAAAAAGGCAGAAGACUCAGCUCUCCAGUGACAAUAACAUGGUCUCUGAUGCUUCCAUGAAUGAAUUACCUUCUGAACUGAUGCGGCCUUAUCUAUGUACUGGUUAUGAUAUCUACCUUGUCUGGGAGCCUUGUACAAUGUGUGCAAUGGCGCUCGUUCAUCAAAGAAUCAGGCGCAUAUUUUAUGCCUUUCCAAACCCAAAUGCUGGUGCAUUGGGCAGCGUUCAUAGAUUGCAAGGAGAGAAAAGCUUGAACCAUCAUUACGCUGUUUUCAGGGUUCUGUUACCCAAGGAAGUCCUUGAAGAACUGACCACAAUGGAUUCAAAACCUUAGUCACUCAAAAGCAAGAUUGGAUUUUGGGUGCUGGAGCAGUGAAGCGGCUAUUAUAAUGCCAGGAAGUGGGGGCGCGACAGCAAGGAUUGAAAAUUGGUUUAAGUAUAUAUCAUAUCAUUCACCACCAAAACUGGGUCGUGUCACCCCCUUUCAGGCCGUAUCAGACCAAUACAGUGUCUAUGACUGAAACCAGUCUACAUCAUGCAUCACACACCAGUUUUGGACAAUGCUUUAGCCCUUGAUUAAUUGCCAAUGCUAGCUUGAACUUGACUAACAUUUAGGCCGUGUUUGGAUGCACAAGUGAAUUGAGUUGCAAACAUUCAUUUUCAAGUGGUAUUGACAAAAAGUCAAUAAUAUUUUCUACCGUUUCUCGAAAGUAACAUAACUGUAAUUUGGAGUCCAGGUCCUGUUUAUUAUUGUGACGGAAAUUAAGACGACUAAUGUCAAUUCAAUUCAUUAGUGCAUCCAAAUGCACCCGAGAAGUCCUCAACAUUUGAAAUUUUGAGCAGCUAGUCUUGGUCUUUUUAUUUUGGACCAUUUGUUAUGUAAAACUAUGUAACAUUGACAUGUUAUCGUGCAGCAUCAUGGCUGCAUUAUUAGUUAAAAAGGAAAAUACAAAGACAUUUUUUCUACA
Messenger RNA from Magnolia sinica, 2074 nucleotides. RefSeq names its product tRNA-specific adenosine deaminase TAD3. The transcript is spliced from 9 exons. The record is from RefSeq and is a predicted model, not a curated record. Gene Ontology annotation, cellular component: nucleus; cytoplasm. Gene Ontology annotation, biological process: tRNA wobble adenosine to inosine editing. Gene Ontology annotation, molecular function: tRNA-specific adenosine-34 deaminase activity. The coding region runs from base 151 to 1440 and encodes 429 amino acids. NCBI's taxonomy places the organism in Eukaryota, Viridiplantae, Streptophyta, Magnoliopsida, Magnoliales, Magnoliaceae.